Molecule: messenger RNA, 2677 nt
Organism: Cydia splendana
Lineage: Eukaryota; Metazoa; Arthropoda; Insecta; Lepidoptera; Tortricidae
Product: tubulin beta chain-like
Exons: 12
Coding region: 256-1611 (451 amino acids)
Biological process (GO): mitotic cell cycle; microtubule cytoskeleton organization
Cellular component (GO): microtubule; cytoplasm
Molecular function (GO): GTP binding; structural constituent of cytoskeleton; GTPase activity
Source: RefSeq, a predicted model, not a curated record
GUCCCAAGCGACGAUCAUUCAUCGAUUCUAACUUUCUCAUUUACUACUGCAAAACUAAACUCAAGUCGCGUAAAAUGUGUAAAUAAUUGUUCAAAGCCAUGUGCCUUACAUAAGUGGAUAUAAUAACGGAUUAAAUAAUAAAGUAACUAACCAAACUACAAGUUCACCCACGUGUUUUCGCGCCAAAAAUAGUACUUUUUCUAAUUUCGACGUAGAACGUCGUUUUGGGUAAUUUAUAGUGAAAUAUAAAUAAAAAUGCGCGAGAUAGUGCACCUGCAAGCCGGCCAGUGCGGCAAUCAAAUCGGAUCGAAGUUCUGGGAGAUAAUCUCUGACGAGCACGGCAUCGACACGACCGGCCACUACCACGGCGACAGCGACCUGCAGCUCGAGCGUAUACAAGUGUACUACAACGAGGCUGCUGAUGGAACUCGCUUCGUGCCCCGCGCCGUCCUGGUGGACCUGGAGCCUGGCACCAUGGACGCCAUCCGCUCUUCCACGUACGGCCAGCUGUUCCGUCCUGACAACUUCGUCUUCGGCCAGAGCGGAGCUGGUAACAACUGGGCGAAAGGCCACUACACCGAGGGCGCGGAGCUGGUGGACGCCGUCAUGGACGUCGUCAGGAAGGAGUCUGAAGGCUGCGACUGUCUUCAAGGGUUCCAGCUGACGCACUCCCUGGGCGGAGGCACGGGCUCCGGCCUCGGCACGUUGCUGCUCAGCAAGCUACGCGAGGAGUACCCCGACCGCAUCGUCAACACCUUCAGCGUGAUGCCCUCACCCAAGGUGUCCGACACGGUAGUAGAGCCCUACAACGCCACCCUCUCCGUGCACCAGCUGGUAGAGAACACGGACGAGACCUUCUGCAUCGACAACGAAGCGCUCUACGAUAUCUGCUUCAGGACUCUGAGGCUCUCGGAGCCUACGUAUGGAGAUCUGAACCAUCUUGUUUCGCUAACGAUGUCCGGAGUGACAACAUGCCUCCGGUUCCCCGGGCAGCUCAACGCGGAUCUCCGCAAGUUGGCAGUCAACAUGGUGCCGUUCCCCCGCCUGCACUUCUUCAUGCCUGGGUUCGCUCCACUGACCGCCAGAAACAGCCAAGGCUACAGAGCUCUCACAGUACCAGAAUUAACGCAACAGAUGUUCAGCCCUGGCAACAUGAUGACGGCGUGCGACCCGCGGCACGGCCGCUACCUCACCGUGGCCGCCAUCUUCCGCGGCCGCAUGUCCAUGAAGGAAGUCGACGAGCAGAUGCUCACUGUGCAGGAUAAAAAUUCUAGUUACUUCGUGGAAUGGAUCCCCAACAACGUGAAGGUGGCGGUGUGCGACGUACCCCCGCGCGGCGUCAAGAUGGCCGCCACCUUCGUCGGCAACUCCACCGCUAUACAGGAGAUCUUCAAGCGAAUCUCGGAGCAGUUCACCGUCAUGUUCCGGCGCAAGGCGUUCCUCCACUGGUACACCGGCGAGGGCAUGGACGAGAUGGAGUUCACGGAGGCCGAGAGCAACAUGAACGACCUGGUGUCCGAAUACCAGCAGUAUGAGGAGGUGGGAGUAGAAGAUGGAGAAUUCGAUGAACAAGAAGAGAUGGCCGGAGACGAGUAUCCUGAGGAAGGUUAAAACCUAGUCAACUUCCCUUGACACACAUAUUAUUUGCUACACUCUGGGCGAGUUUGGUAGCGGCACUACCCAAUCUCACUUAAGAAACUGCAGACCGUCCAGUGGCACCCUUUUAUAAUAAUCUAGUGAACACAAUCUCCCUUAUUAUAAUAUUCCAUUUCUGUAAUCAGUAUAUUAAAGUUGUAGUCCUACUGAUUCCCCGACUUUUUGUCUUUGCCACAUAGGUUAUUUUGCUUCAUCAUGUAAACGGCAAAUGGUGGCCAAUUUUUUCCGAUUAGGUGAUGAAGUCAAAAGUAAGUAAUAUAAAAUUGGGGAAUAAGUAGGACAACAAGUCGACAACUUUAAUAUACUGAAUAAUACAGAAAUGAAUUGAUUUAUUAGAAACCACAAUCCUCCUAAUGAGGGCGCCACUGGACGGUCGCCCACUUUAAUCAUAUUGUCCAUAGUCACACAAGCAAAUAAGUUAUUACAAAACUUACAAAAGUCAAUACGUUUUUGUUGCGAAUAUAGAAGGAUCACGAAGCAUAUUACUGUGGAUAUUAGUGAUACAAUUGUAUCCAGAGUGUAACAAAUAUUUAUAUAAUAAAGAUUGAACAACAAGCUUAUGAUUAUAGAAAUACGUACAAACAUCCUUAUGGUUGUAAAAUGUGAACUGACUAGUUGCUGUUACAUUAGAGUGUAAGAACAAGAACUAUUGUUAUGCAAAAUUAUAAUUUGUUGGUUAUUCAUUGAGAUAUUGAUAAUUUUUUUAAGUCCAUUAUAUGUAAUCAUUCCUAUGAAGAUUUUGCUUCUUUUUGUUAUGAAGUUUUAUCAAGUGUUGACAAAUAUGCAUAGUUUUUAUAAUUUGGACAGAAUGUAUUGAUGAUUUAUCUAUACUCAUACACACAUAGUUUAAAAUAUGUAAAAAAAUCUGUUUAACAAUAAGUUUUCUAGUUUUACUAAAUUAAAUACAGCAAAUGUAACAAUAAUUUGAUAAAUCAUUAAAUCAACAGUCAAUAGCAGAAGUAGCUAAGAAGAUGAGGUUUUAAAAAAAUGUUUUGACCACAAGUUUUUUGUUAAGACCAAG